GUGUAGCAGUAUAUGCUUUAGAAAUGAAGUUGGACCAACCAUCAAUUCUUUUUAGACUGGAGAUGAAAAUGGUACUCUCCCUGCUUGUCAUUUUACGUGGCAUAGUUGAAAUUUCAUAAUUCAAACUUUAAACUUGAAUCAUUAUUCGUACAUAGAGAAUUAUGAAGUCGCUACCCUUAAGGUGCGUGCUAGAUAAAACUGCUCUUGUGCGCUUGCAAAUCAUACAAAAACAUGUAAACUGCAUGAGCUUGAUUGAGAUGGGAUGAGGCCAACUUAGCUGGCUGAUUAUAAUAACUUACAACUAUUAACGAUUUAAAAUAUUUAAAACAAGUAAUAUAUACAAGAACGGUACAGCAGCACCUCUUCGUCGACGUGCUUACUUGCUUCUUGAUUUACUAUAUCACCCUAAUUAAUUAUUAUAUGUCAUUUACGUAAUAAAAAAUUAGUAGUAUUCUGAUAUAUAAAGAAAUUCUGAUCAAUGGUAGCAUAAAAUAAAAUUGUAAAACAAUUAGAGAGUAACUCCGAUCAUUAAGCCAAAAAAUUCUGCCUGUUUUGGGUGUCCUGAUAUUUGAAGCAGUAAAAGGAAAGACAGAGACUGACCACCUCUCCAAGUUAAAAAGACCAGUACCAUAAACCACUGCCUUGUUCUUCACUCAACUUUUCCUACCUUUUCGAAUCUUAACAAACCUUCUUCUUUUACUCUUACACACACACAUAUAUAAUCUCAUGUCUUUCAUUUUCCAUUGCCAUUCUCGCAAAUACCAAAAGAGUUACAAGAAUCAUAAUAUGGAUAAUUCAGUAGCAAAUGGCACAUCUUCCUGCAUCCAAGACACACAUUCUUCUUCCAUUAUGGCGAGCCCUGACGCGACCCUUGGUCGCCAUUUAGCCCGAAGACUAGUUGAAAUUGGCGUUGGUGAUGUCUUCUCAGUGCCUGGUGAUUUCAACCUGACACUUCUUGAUCACCUUAUUGCUGAGCCAAAGCUUAAGAAUAUUGGUUGUUGCAAUGAGCUUAAUGCUGGAUAUGCGAGGGAUCGAGGCGUUGGUGCAUGUGUUGUCACGUUCACUGUGGGUGGUCUCAGUGUGAUUAAUGCAAUUGGUGGUGCUUAUAGUGAGAACCUCCCUAUUAUCUGCAUUGUAGGAGGUCCUAAUACUAAUGACUAUGGUACUAAUAGAAUACUGCAUCAUACUAUUGGAUUGCCUCAUUUCAGCCAAGAACUUAGAUGUUUUCAGACUGUUACAUGUUAUCAGGCUGUGGUGAAUAACUUGGAGGAUGCACAUGAACAGAUUGAUAGAGCCAUUGCCACAGCUCUAAAAGAAAGCAAGCCAGUAUACAUUAGUAUAAGUUGCAAUUUGCCAGCCAUCCCUCAUCCAACUUUCAGCAGGGAUCCCAUUCCAUUUUGUCUAUCACCUAGGCUAAGUAACAAGAGGGGGUUGGAAGCUGCAGUGGAUGCAGCAGUGGCCUUUCUAAGCAAGGCAGUGAAACCAGUCAUGAUUGGAGGGCCAAAGCUAAGAGCAGCUAAAGCUUGUGAUGCUUUUGUUGAACUUGCUGAUUCUUCAGGUUAUGCCAUGGCAAUGAUGCCAUCAGCAAAAGGGCUAGUAGCUGAACAACACCCUCACUUCAUUGGCACUUACUGGGGUGCAGUAGGCACAUCCUAUUGCGCGGAAAUUGUUGAGUCCGCUGAUGCUUACUUGUUUGCUGGUCCGAUCUUUAAUGACUACAGCUCCGUUGGGUACUCGCUUCUGAUCAAGAGAGAAAAAACGUUAAUCGUGCAGCCUGAUAGAGUUGUAAUUGGCAAUGGACCAGCAUUUGGUUGUGUCUUCAUGAAAGAUUUCCUCUCUGAACUAGCAAAGAAAGUAAAGAAAAACGAAACUGCUUAUGAAAACUAUCGUCGGAUCUUUGUUCCUGAAGGAACUCCUCUAAAGUCGCAGCCUAAUGAACCUCUAAGGGUCAAUGUUCUGUUCCAGCAUAUACAGAAGAUGCUUUCAGCUGAUAAUGCUGUGAUUGCUGAGACAGGGGAUUCUUGGUUCAAUUGCCAGAAGCUUAAGUUACCAGAAGGAUGUGGGUAUCAAUUCCAGAUGCAAUAUGGCUCCAUUGGUUGGUCUGUUGGUGCUACCUUGGGCUAUGCACAAUCUGUACCCGAAAAACGUGUGAUAUCUUGCAUCGGUGAUGGAAGUUUCCAGGUUACAGCACAAGACGUAUCAACAAUGAUUCGUUGUGACCAAAAGAGUAUCAUUUUCUUGAUUAAUAAUGGUGGCUACACCAUUGAAGUUGAAAUACAUGAUGGACCGUACAAUGUAAUCAAGAACUGGAACUAUACUGGCUUAGUGGAUGCUAUUCACAAUGGUGAAGGCAAUUGUUGGACCCAGAAGGUAAAGACUGAAGAGGAACUCAUAGAAGCAAUUGCAACUGCUACUGGAGAGAAGAAAGAUUGUUUAUGCUUCAUUGAAGUUAUUGUUCACAAGGAUGAUACUAGCAAAGAGUUGCUUGAAUGGGGAUCCAGAGUUUGUUCUGCCAAUGGUCGUCCACCAAACCCUCAAUGAGUUUGUUAGAUUAAUUUUUUUCUAGCAAUGUCAACAGUCUGGUUUUUAUCUUAUCUAGAAUGAGGUGGCACUUUUCUCUGAGCUUUGAUAAUUAGCAGGCUGAUUACCAUAUAAUAAAAUGGAUUUUUGGACUAAUUA
This is a messenger RNA of Capsicum annuum, 2679 nucleotides long. Its product is annotated as pyruvate decarboxylase 2-like. Gene Ontology annotation, molecular function: thiamine pyrophosphate binding; magnesium ion binding; carboxy-lyase activity. NCBI's taxonomy places the organism in Eukaryota, Viridiplantae, Streptophyta, Magnoliopsida, Solanales, Solanaceae. The record is from RefSeq and is a predicted model, not a curated record.